UAUACAAUUAUCAUUUUCUCAUAUACAAAAAAAAUCAGUAUCACAAUCUCAAAAAUCCUAUCCCCUAACCUAAUCCCUCCACCACCUACAAAAGCCCUGCAUCAUCUCAUUCUUCUUCACCCUUGAUCUCCCCCUCUGCUCUGCAAGAAACACCCAUAACCACAUUACCAGAAUGAGAGAAAUCCUCCAUAUCCAAGCUGGUCAAUGUGGGAAUCAAAUCGGAGGCAAGUUUUGGGAGGUUGUGUGUGAUGAACAUGGCAUUGAUGCAGCUGGAAACUAUGUUGGUAACUCUCAGGUUCAGCUUGAGAGGGUUAAUGUUUACUACAAUGAAGCCAGUGGUGGGCGCUAUGUCCCUAGAGCUGUGCUCAUGGACCUUGAGCCAGGGACCAUGGACAGCUUGAGAACUGGUCCUUAUGGGAAUAUCUUUAGGCCUGACAAUUUUGUUUUUGGCCAAAAUGGAGCUGGAAAUAACUGGGCUAAAGGUCAUUACACUGAAGGAGCGGAACUUAUUGAUUCUGUUCUUGAUGUUGUUCGUAAAGAAGCUGAGAAUUGUGAUUGCUUGCAAGGCUUCCAAAUAUGCCAUUCCUUGGGAGGUGGUACUGGUUCAGGCAUGGGAACUCUACUCAUAUCAAAGAUCAGAGAAGAGUAUCCAGACAGAAUGAUGUUAACUUUCUCUGUGUUUCCUUCUCCUAAGGUUUCUGAUACUGUUGUUGAGCCCUACAAUGCCACCCUCUCUGUCCACCAGCUUGUUGAAAAUGCGGAUGAAUGCAUGGUUCUUGACAAUGAAGCCCUCUAUGACAUCUGCUUUCGAACUCUCAAGCUCACUAAUCCAAGCUUCGGUGAUCUUAACCAUCUGAUCUCUACAACAAUGAGUGGAGUAACAUGUUGUCUCCGUUUCCCGGGGCAACUAAACUCCGAUCUCCGAAAACUAGCCGUAAACUUAAUUCCCUUCCCACGUCUCCACUUCUUCAUGGUGGGUUUUGCGCCCUUGACCUCCCGGGGAUCCCAGCAGUACCGAGCACUGACAAUCCCUGAACUCACACAGCAAAUGUGGGACGCUAAGAACAUGAUGUGCGCAGCAGAUCCAAGACACGGCAGAUACUUGACAGCCUCAGCUAUGUUCAGAGGCAAAAUGAGCACAAAGGAAGUUGAUGAGCAAAUGAUAAAUGUACAAAACAAGAACUCAUCCUACUUUGUUGAAUGGAUUCCAAACAAUGUGAAGUCAAGUGUGUGUGAUAUUCCACCAACUGGGUUGUCAAUGUCGUCGACGUUUAUGGGGAAUUCGACAUCAAUACAAGAAAUGUUUAGGCGAGUAUCGGAACAAUUCACUGUAAUGUUUAGGAGAAAGGCAUUCUUGCAUUGGUAUACAGGAGAAGGAAUGGAUGAAAUGGAGUUUACUGAGGCAGAAAGUAACAUGAAUGAUUUGGUAUCAGAAUAUCAACAAUAUCAAGAUGCUGUUGCAGAGAAUGAGGAGGUGGAUGAGGACGAGGAUGAGGAUGAAGAGGCUAUGUAAGGAUUGUUGGGGCCAAUUUAAAUGUUAAUGGGUUUUGGUUUGGCAAACAUAUUAUGGGUUUUUUUUUUCUACAUGUAUUUGUGGGUUGAUUAUGAUAUUGGUCAAUAAGGAAGUUGUUAAUUUUGUGAAUUUUUGUGAGAUUUAUGAGUAUUUAUGUGUAACAGUGAGUGAAUUUGUGUGUAUAUACCAAUAAAAUUAUCUUUUUUAAUGCAA
Messenger RNA from Manihot esculenta (cassava), 1726 nucleotides. Its product is annotated as tubulin beta chain. The record is from RefSeq and is a predicted model, not a curated record. Gene Ontology annotation, cellular component: microtubule; cytoplasm. The transcript has 3 exons. Gene Ontology annotation, molecular function: GTP binding; GTPase activity; structural constituent of cytoskeleton. The coding region runs from base 173 to 1513 and encodes 446 amino acids. Gene Ontology annotation, biological process: mitotic cell cycle; microtubule cytoskeleton organization. NCBI's taxonomy places the organism in Eukaryota, Viridiplantae, Streptophyta, Magnoliopsida, Malpighiales, Euphorbiaceae.